Mercenaria mercenaria is the source of this 1005-nucleotide messenger RNA. Its product is annotated as putative nuclease HARBI1. The coding region runs from base 186 to 983 and encodes 265 amino acids. Lineage: Eukaryota; Metazoa; Mollusca; Bivalvia; Venerida; Veneridae. The transcript has 6 exons. The record is from RefSeq and is a predicted model, not a curated record.
GGCCGUUUUAUCAACGUUCUACGACAUGUCGCAGGCAUGUUUUUGUCUUAGAGGUGUCGCAGACAGUUCGGUACCGUUUUAUCAACGUUUGUCGUGGUCUACGACGUCGUAGAAAAUGUCGCAGACUUACGACAACAUACGUGCCGUCGUAGACGUCUUAGCGACGUCAGUCUAUUGUAUUCAAUAUGGCCGCAUUGUUGCAUUUGUACAAUUGCCAAGGAAGGAGAAAUGAUAGACUGUUCCGUGAAAGGAUAGGAUUGGAUCAGUUAAGAGAUUUUGAGGUGAUGUCUAGAUACCGGUUAGACAGAGUGUCGAUCGAAGCUUUGAUAGGGCUACUCGCUGACGACUUGAUGAAACCUACACGGAGAUCGUGUUCAAUAAGUGCAGAAAUUCAGGUUCUUGUUACACUGAGAUACCUGGCUAAAGGUAGCUUCUACUCGGAGGUAGCAGACCUUCAUGGUGUAAGCAGGAGUAGUGUCUGCCAUGCAGUCGAGUCAGUUGUCACAGCUAUUAAUGACAAAUUAGACACCAUAAGAUUUCCCUUGGAAAGUCUGAAUUGUACAAAGUACAGUUUCUACAACAAAUGCGGGUUGCCAAAUGUCAUAGGAGCAAUUGACGGAACACUUAUUCCUAUACAGGCCCCAGCAGAAAAUGAGGCAGCAUAUGUUUGUAGGAAGGGGUUUCAUGCCAUAAAUAUGCAAGCUGUUGUUGACAGUAAUAUGAGAUUUCUGGAUAUUGUUGCAAGGUGGCCUGGAUCUCAACAUGAUUCUUUCAUCUUCAACAAUUGUGGAUUGAAGGAUGUUUUGGAGUCUGCUGAUUUAGGAUAUCUCCUUGGAGACAGUGGUUAUCCACUCAGGAGUUAUCUUAUGACACCAAUCUUAAAUCCUUCAUCAGUCGCUGAAGUAAACUUUAACAAUCAUCACAGUUCUGGUCGUUCUGUUGUAGAAAAGGCUUUUGGGGUUCUUAAAUCCAGAUUCAGGUAAUAUAUAUACAUGUAAAUACCUA